AUGAAGCGCCUCGCACCGCAAAGUGAUACAUCCCGCAAGGUUCUUAUACUCGAGGUGUCCCAGGCCUGUUCAAGCACUGUCAUACAGAAGGCAUACGAGCGGGAUACGAACAUGCAUGUCUUGACCCCCACCGUCUUGUCGGCGAUAACCACUACCCUUUCCUUGUCCGAUGCCUGGACGUCGCCCAUUGCGACACCAACUAAGAGGGUGCUGCAUGAUCGAGCAUUGUUUCCCAUGAAUUGCAAUCGAGAAUCCGCUCGUAGCUCGCGCUCGUGCGCGCUCAGCCGUACCGCAUCUCCCCGCGCCCACACAAACCCAGGCACUUGUCUUUCGUCCCGUCAGAUUGGACCCGAUGCCUUCGACAUCGUUGCCUGA
This is a messenger RNA of Peniophora sp. CBMAI 1063, 375 nucleotides long. NCBI's taxonomy places the organism in Eukaryota, Fungi, Basidiomycota, Agaricomycetes, Russulales, Peniophoraceae. The record is from the annotation of a GenBank genome assembly.